CAGCCUUGCAUUCGGCACGAUAGAGGUGAGCUGAUGCAAGUUCCGAGGGCUGGGCUGGGCGGUCAGAGAACUGCCGAGAACCCCGUGACAUCAGUCCGAUGGGCCGAGGCAUCUGGCUCCAUACAGAGCAACCCCAUCCGCGUUAAAGCUCUCCGCUUUCCGCCUCCGCAACGCUCAACGUCUUCUUUGCUGAUCAGUUCUUGGGCCUUUUCUUCCUGCACCACUUCAAUCCACAUCACAUUCACAUAGCCAAAAUGACAGAACGCCUCAAGUCCAUCGUUGCGCAGAUCUCGCCCGCAACCAGCGGCCUGUCCGCCAUCACCACAAAGAACCCCGACGAUGUAGUCAUCACCCUCGCCAUCCGCACACCGCUCACAAAGGCCCACAAGGGCGGCUUCAAGGAUACCACGCUCGACGGCAUCCUCGUCAAGACGCUCAAGCAAGUCGUAGCGCAGUCGAAGCUUGACCCUGCCGUGGUCGAAGACAUCUGCUGCGGCAAUGUCUCCGACUCCAAGGCGGCAUACUACGUCCGCGCCGCUAUGCUCGCUGCCGGCUUCCCCAACACCACCGCCGGUUCCUCGCUCAACCGCUUCUGCUCGUCUGGCCUGAAGGCCGUGCAGGACAUUGCCAACCAGAUUGCCGUUGGCGCUAUCGAGUGCGGUGUCGCCAUGGGCGCCGAGAGCAUGACAGCCGGCGGCGACCGCCUCGAGCGCCCCUUUGUCGAUGAGAUCCUGAAGAACCCCGAGGCCUGCGACUGCAUGCAGCCUAUGGGCCAGACCUCCGAGAAUGUCGGCAAAGACUUCAACAUCUCCCGCGAGCGCCAGGACAGGUACGCUGCUGAGUCGUACCGCCGCGCCGAAGUUGCACAGAAGGCUGGCUGGUUCGACGACGAGAUUGCCCCCAUCAAGACCACCGUCAAGGACCCCAAGACCGGCGAGGAGAAGGAGGUCACACUCACAAAGGAUGAGGGCAUCCGCUACGGCACCACAUUCGAGUCGUUGUCAAAAGUCAAGCCCGCCUUCCUGCCCCACGGCGACCGGUCGCACGCUGGUAACUCGUCACAGCUGACCGACGGCGCCGCCGCCGUGCUGCUGAUGAAGCGCUCCAAGGCCGAGGCCCUGGGCCAGCCCAUUCUUGCCAAGUAUGUCGGCGCCACCGUCGCUGGUCUGCCUCCCAGGAUCAUGGGUAUCGGCCCCACGGUCGCCAUUCCCAAGCUGCUCUCGCAGUUCAAGCUUACCAUCGACGACAUCGACCUGAUCGAGCUCAACGAGGCCUUCGCCUCCAUGGCCGUAUACUGCCUCGAGACACUGAAGAUUGAUCACAACAAGCUCAACGUCAGGGGUGGAGCGAUUGCGCUGGGUCACCCGCUGGGUUGCACAGGCGCGCGCCAGAUUGUCACCGGCCUGAGCGAGUGCCGGAGGCAGAAGAAGAAGAUCCUGCUCACAAGUAUGUGCAUUGGUACUGGUAUGGGCAUGGCUGGUCUGUUCGUCAACGAGCAGUUGUAGAUUGUAGUUUAGCGAAAAGCAAUAUGUACACUGUUAUCAUGAUCACGCUCUCUCAGUCCUCCAUUGGUAGAAUCGUGGGUCACGUGUGAACGGUACGGUCACCUAUAAGUCUCCAC
Molecule: messenger RNA, 1621 nt
Organism: Boeremia exigua
Lineage: Eukaryota; Fungi; Ascomycota; Dothideomycetes; Pleosporales; Didymellaceae
Product: 3-ketoacyl-CoA thiolase 1
Exons: 2
Coding region: 255-1505 (416 amino acids)
Biological process (GO): fatty acid beta-oxidation; phenylacetate catabolic process
Cellular component (GO): peroxisome
Molecular function (GO): acetyl-CoA C-acyltransferase activity
Source: RefSeq, a predicted model, not a curated record